Trichogramma pretiosum is the source of this 2588-nucleotide messenger RNA. RefSeq names its product transmembrane 9 superfamily member 4-like. The transcript has 11 exons. The record is from RefSeq and is a predicted model, not a curated record. Lineage: Eukaryota; Metazoa; Arthropoda; Insecta; Hymenoptera; Trichogrammatidae. Bases 269 to 2143 code for a protein of 624 amino acids. Gene Ontology annotation, biological process: protein localization to membrane. Gene Ontology annotation, cellular component: membrane.
UGCGACUUUCACGCACGUGUACGCGUGUGUACGAGCUUAGCUGUGGCUCGAAACCACUUUUUUUAAAAAACUUUUAUAAUUUUCCGGUGUUUAUGCCCAUUCUGAGCAGAGCCAAUAAAGAAUCAUAACCAGUGUACAGUUUUGGAGGAUUCAAGCAGCUAAGAAUAAAAAGUUCAUCAGUAACAUUAAAAAAAAAACCGACAUUGAUCGCUUUGUUUUUUUUAUAAAAUAAGAAGAAAUUGUCAUACAAGUAAAUACGUCUGACAAAAUGAAUAAACUAAAAUGGAAAUGGGCUGCUUCGGUCUUGGUAUUGCUUUUCAUCGAGGUUCAAUCAUUUCAUGUCCCAGGAGUUGCAGCUGUUGGAAUAAAAAAAGGUCAGAAAAUAGAUGUGAAAGCUGUCAAAAUGACUAGUACUCAUACGCAACUACCUUACGAAUAUUAUUCGCUACCUUUCUGUUCGCCCGAAAAUGGUACCACAUGUUAUGAGUUGGAAAAUUUAAGGGACUUUUUCAGCAAUGAAGAAAUUGUUAAUACGCCUUAUGAAGUUGCAAUGGCACAAAAUGUAUCUUGCAACAUCCUUUGUCAUAAACCAGCAGAACCUAUGACAUGGAAAGAAAAUGAUUCUUCACUCGUCAUUGAACGAAUUCAACAUGCAUACAUUAUACAUCUAUUGAUUGACAAUUUACCAGCAGCAACUGAAAAAGAGAAUACUAUUGUAUACCCUGGUUAUUAUCUAGGUGGUAUUGAUGAGAAAAAUAGAGUUUAUAUUAACAAUUACUUGAAACUAAAAUUGGCCUACUAUAAACAUGGAGAGAAUGAAUUUAAAGUAGUUGGUUUUGGAGUUGAAGCUUUGUCAGUAGACUAUAAACAAGUAAGCCAUGAUGGUAGUAUAUGUAAAAUUCCACCACAAGCUAGCCCGCAAUAUAUCAAUCCAAAAGAUACUAAAAUUCAAUUUUUUUAUUCGGUUGAAUGGGAAGAAUCUGAUAUUAGUUGGGCUAGUGAAUCAAAAGUUCAUUUUGAACUUUAUUAUCUGGGACAUCAUUUUAUUCCUAUAAUAGUGUCAACUGUAGCUUUAAUUUUCAUGUAUCGCAUUGUAACUAGUAUUAUGACAAAAACUGUAAGAAGAGAUAUAGCAAAGUACAAUGAUGGUGAUAGUGAUAGUCAUGCAAGAUUAGAAAAAGGAACUAUCGAAGAAACCGGGUGGGAACUAGUUCGUGGAGAUGUAUUUAGACCUCCGGCUUACCCUUGUAUUUUUGUUGCUGUUAUUGGUAGUGGCAUUCAAGUAUUUUGUAUGACAUUUAUGACUACCUUUUCUACUAUGCUUGGAAUGUUUUCAUUAACUGAUAUAGCAUUUGCAUCAACUUUCGUGGUUUACCCUUCCUGUAUAUCUGGAAUAAUAGCUGGAUUCAUUUCAGGAAGAUUGUAUAAGUCAAUGCAGGGAAAAAUGUGGAAAACAGCAGCUUUUCUGACUGUAACUUUAUACCCUGGCAUAGUAUUUGGAACAUAUUUUUUCUUUGAUUCUUUAUGGGGGAAAAAUCUUAGAUCAGGAGAAGAUAUGAAAAUGGUUUAUCCUGUCAUUUGGUAUAUUUUUUCCGUACCAUCAGUUUAUUGCGGUUACUUCUUUGGCUAUCGUAAACAACCUUUUACUCAUCCCGGUAAAACUAAUCAGAUACCAAGAGAAGUUCCCGAGCAAUUUUGGUACACGAAUCCUGCAGUGUGUACUCUAAUCGCAGGUAUAAUACCCUUUGGAGUGGUUUUUUACGAAUUUUUUUCCAUUUUGACUGCAUUUUGGGGAAACCAAUUUUAUUACCACUUUGAAGUACUGUUACUAGUUAUUAUGAUCUUAGCAGUAUCUUGUUCUCAAAUUUCUAUUAUUAUGGUUUACAUCCAGUUGUGUAAAGAAGAUUAUAGAUGGUGGUGGAGAAGUUUCAUUGUCAGCGGAGGACCGGCUGUAUAUAUGCUGGCAUAUUCAAUAUUUUAUUUCUUUACAAAAUCAGAAAUAACAGAGCUUGCUCCAACUUUGAUGUAUUUCGGUUACACGAGUCUGAUGGUUAUUACAUUUUGGUUGUUGACUGGAACCGUUGGUUUCUUUGCUGCCUACAUGUUUAUUAGAAAAAUGUAUGCAUCUAUUAAAAUGGAUUAAUUAUCUGAAACAACUUUGUUAGCCAAUAACUAUACUUUUCAUUUGAUAUGAUAAUUUUAAGAUCAAAGUAAUUUACUCAUACAUAUAUUGUAAAAAGAUCAGUAAAUUAUUUUUUUCCAUAUUUCCAUCUUCGUGAAUCAAAUUCUCUGCUAUCCUGUGCAAUAAUAAAAAUUGUAACGCGCAGCAAAGAGCUGCGUAUCGUCACCUCCUAUCCCAUGCGUGAGCGAAAACUCCGUAUUUUAAUUUGCGCAUACGUUCGUAAAGUUUUGCAACUCCCACAUACUAUUACGAUGUGUACCCGGGUAAUGGUUUUCUCGACGCUCGUAUAGCGCCGCGUGCACGCGAAGCUUCAUCAAUGCCUUUUUUGCCUCAUUAGGUAGAAAGUUUGUCCGUAUCGGAUUAUCGAAUUUUUCGGGCACGCGACGCAGCAGUCUAGAGCACGCGC